Salvelinus fontinalis (brook trout) is the source of this 1170-nucleotide messenger RNA. RefSeq names its product secretory phospholipase A2 receptor-like. NCBI's taxonomy places the organism in Eukaryota, Metazoa, Chordata, Actinopteri, Salmoniformes, Salmonidae. The transcript is spliced from 3 exons. The record is from RefSeq and is a predicted model, not a curated record. The coding region runs from base 56 to 1057 and encodes 333 amino acids.
CUGCUGCACAGCUGCACUCAGCCGCCUCAGACAGUUCCAUCUCCAUGAAAAAAAUAUGAUUUGGACAGAAGCACAAGACUUCUGCCGGGAGAACUACACUGAUCUUGUCACUUUGUACAAUCAGGAGGAAUCUGAGCAGCUGAUACAGUUAAUGCCUGAUAGCAGCGAUUCAGCCUGGAUAGGUCUCCAUCGCAAAGAGCACAGUCUGAAGUGGUCCAAUGGAGACAUUGUUAAUGACACUGCAUGGUUACCACUUCCAAGCCCGUGCACAAAGCCAAUGUGUGCAGCCAUACUGAAACAUAAUACAACAUGGGAGAAUUGUACAGAGCAGAAAUACUUCAUGUGUUACAGAAAAGGGUCUGGUGAUUCCUUCCUGAUUGAACAGAAGAUGACCUGGUAUGAUGCUCAGAGUUGCUGCAGAGAGAGAAACACUGACCUGGUCAGCAUCAGGAACGAGGGACAGAAGGAGGAAGUGAAGAACGACGGGAUGAACAGCACCACACCUUACUGGAUCGGCCUGCUGUAUGAUGACUGGGAGUGGUCUGAUGGAGGGAGAUCUGCCUACAGAGACUGGUCGGAGGGUAACAACUAUCCUCAUACAGGAGAAAAUGUCACUAUUCUUUUCCAGUGUCCAAGAGGUAUAUCCACAGUGCCAAAUGAAAAUACUCCAGAAUAUACACUCUGCUCUGAAGGAUCAGUAAUCAUCCACAAUAUCAGUGAAGGAAUGUCUUGGGAACAGGCUCUGGCCUACUGCAAGAAGAACUACCAUGGACUGCUGCGUAUUGAGACAGAAGAAGACCUGGGGGCGAUCAAGCAGAAGUUUAAUGGGACUGAUUUUACUGGUCCUGUGUGGGUGGGUCUGAGACAGAGCCGUCUCUUUGGGUUCUGGGUCUGGACCAAUGGGCUGCCAGUGGGGUGGAGUAACUGGGAGGGAGACAGACAGCCUGAACAGCCUCUGUCCAACCAUUGUGGUGCCAUGUCAAUGGAGGAGGGAUACAAGUGGAGUGAUCAGGACUGUCUGUCCAAGCUCUUAUUUAUUUGUGAAGAAGAGUUGUAAUACCUUGUUAAUUUAAUUAACUGUCUUUACCAUUUCUCACAUUUUGAUUGGAAUGUGUUUUUUUAGGUAAUUGCUGAUUGAAAUCAUCUUGACAAAGAUUUUUUAUGUUUAAG